Mytilus californianus (California mussel) is the source of this 2786-nucleotide messenger RNA. RefSeq lists its product as uncharacterized. The record is from RefSeq and is a predicted model, not a curated record. Lineage: Eukaryota; Metazoa; Mollusca; Bivalvia; Mytilida; Mytilidae. The transcript has 6 exons. The coding region runs from base 130 to 2046 and encodes 638 amino acids.
CAAACAGUUGAUGAAGAUAGUGAAAACAUAGAACGUUAUUCAAGAGUUUCACGAAUUAUCAUUGACACUUUUCCAAAUAUCCUCAGAGAUAUAAUCGGCUCCAUUAUUUCUGCAAACAAAUUGUACCAAAUGUGCUUGCCGCAUCUAAAUAGUUUCUCGUCUGAUCAGAAAAUUAUCCUAAAUGACUCACAAUCGUCAAAUUCGUAUGAUUCAAUGGACAUUACAUUGAUUUAUAAGUUGUUAAGACAGUUUUCGCUGAUAAAUCCUCCUACAAAAGGAUGGGGAAAUAAUCCAGACAAAGUAGAUAUAAAUCUGGUAGAUGAUGUAGAACGCAUACGUCGUUACAGAAACCAACUAGCUCACCGAUGUAACACAAACAUUGGAAAGGAUGAAUUUGAUGAUUACUUCGACAAUUUUCGUGACAUUGGCAAUAGAAUGGAUAUAAACUUUUUCCACACAACAAAUUAUAAACGAGUUAUAAUAGGGCAUAAAACAUGCAGUAUGGAUAUGCAAAUGCAGACAAAAUACAAGAACGCCUUAAAGCAGCUAGAAAAUAUAAAAUUGCAAUUUGAAAAAAAACCUAUAAAGUUUUACUGGGGAGAAAGUUUUGAUAAAAGUUUGAGGAAUCUGAGAUCGUUGUUAAAGGACGAAAAAUCAGAAGAAGGAAGACGUACAGUCCGUGUACAGAUCAUCUUCCAGAACGAGGAGGAUGUCGAGAAAACAAUUGAUAUUCUGAAUUCCCUUAAAGACGAGAUCAAUAAAGACUUGAGUGGAAUAGAAUUUAUUGUUGCCACUAAAGGGAGUAUAGUUCUACAUGUAGAUAUAUUGCCACAAAUGCUGGAAACGGAUGAACUAUUACAAUACACCCUGACUUUAUUUCUGAGAAGGAUUUUGGAACUCAUUACGACCUCCGAUACUGAAAGUAUGGAUAUGGUUUUGUUAUCUGUAGAAGAGUUCACACAAUGGAUUGCAUCAAAAACCAUUGGACAACCAGUUUACUUAGAAUUUGAUAUCGAGGCCGAGUUAUUUGAAACCGACCAUAAAAUGGUAGAUCAAUUAGGACAAAUGUCGGACGCCAUCUUGAAACUUUCAAACGGAAGCGGAACAAACAAUGAUAUUACUGCAACACUCCUUCCUAUUUGUCUUGAAAAUAUGUCAGCAAACAAAGAAGCAUUUACCCAACCUCUAUCACCUAAUGAAAAAAUACCAACCACAACUGCGGCGUUCACCCAAGCUCAAACACCUGUCAAAUACAACCUUCCUGUUUCUGUCAAUUCGCGUCAACAGUUUAAUAUCCAAAAGGGAAGGAAUGAAUAUCAGGUCAUUACUAGCUGCAUCAAAAUAGGCAAAUCAUUGGUGUUUACCGACUAUAAUAAUGACCAACUUAUUAUUUGUAAUGCAGACGGUACUGAUGUCCAUCACAUUCCUCUGUCCUAUACACCACGGUAUAUAACAGAAGUAGAUAGUAAUACUGUGGCAGUGUCAUGUACAUUUAACAAUACCACACUGAUAAUAAAUAUGCAUACAAGAUCUGUCACCAGUACAUUCAAUACCAGUCAUAACUGCUACGGAAUAUCAUUUGAUGAUAAUAACCUUUACGUUGUUAUUGAUAUGAGUAUUAUACAUGUGAUGGACCUGACAGGUAAAGAAAUACGAACUAUUCCUUUACCUUCAGACAAAAUUCGCGACAUUUCAGUUAACAGAGACAGGUUGGUCUGUAUAAACGUUACAUCAAUAUACUGCUGCUCGCUAGAUGAAAAAUUAAUUUGGAAGUUUAAAAAUGAUAGAUAUCAAGAUUUAGGUCGUGUGACAACUGAUAACGAGAGGAAUGUAUAUGUGACUGAUGGGAGAACACACACUGUAGUAGUAAUAUAUGAUGAUGGUAAAAUUUAUAGAGAAAUUUUAACUCAAUCAGAUGGACUGAAAAGGCCGGGUGGAAUUCAUUUUGACAAAAAAGAAAAUAUUCUGCUUGUAUGUAAUCAUUUGUUUGGAAAUGGUUUUCUUUUUGAAUUUAAAAAAGAAACCAACAUAAACAAUCAUGAAUAGUUCUUUCAGACAAUGAGUUUAUUCGGACUCGAAUCUGUUUGUGCAUUUAGUCAUUCAAAAUAACUUCCAUUUAUUUUCGUUUUCUUUACUAUCAAUCUAACUUGAUUGAUUGUCAUGAUCUGUACAGUUGUAUUCCGUUUUCAGAGACAAUUAAUAAUUGUGUUAUGUACAUGUUUUGUGUGACCAACGCUUUAAUUUCAUUUGUGACCAGAAAUCAACUUUAUAUGGAAAUUUCGAAAAAAAAUUCAAAGACGUAAUGAUCUUUGGUUCAUGUCCACUUGCUCUUUGAUAGUUGGACACAGAUCUUCGUGUAAUGACCAUAAUUAUUCAAAUUCCUAAGCAGGUAGUGAUUUUACAGUACAGGCUAUAAGGAAGUAUGAAUUUCUGAAUUUUGUUAGAUAGUAUGAACAGAACAUGGCUCUUGGUCAUAAAACUUAACUUAGUUUGAAAAUGAUAAAUAUCAAGAUUUAGGUCGUGUGACAACUGAUAAUGAGAGGAAUGUAUAUGUGACUGAUGGGAGAACACACACUGUAGUAGUAAUAUAUGAUGAUGGUAAACUUUAUAGAGAAAUUUUACUCAAUCAGAUGGACUUAAAAGGCCGGGUGGAAUUCAUUUUGACAAAAAAGAAAAUAUUCUGCUUGUAUGUGAUCAUUUUUUUUGGAAAUGGUUUUUUUUUUUUAAUUUAAGUCAUAUGUAUGUCCUCAAUAUAUUUUUGUUUCGAAAUAAAUAUUCUUUAUGGA